Messenger RNA from Kluyveromyces marxianus DMKU3-1042, 612 nucleotides. It is a transcript of the gene DUO1, whose product is annotated as Duo1p. Gene Ontology annotation, cellular component: DASH complex; mitotic spindle. The coding region runs from base 1 to 612 and encodes 203 amino acids. Gene Ontology annotation, biological process: mitotic cell cycle. The record is from RefSeq and is a predicted model, not a curated record. NCBI's taxonomy places the organism in Eukaryota, Fungi, Ascomycota, Saccharomycetes, Saccharomycetales, Saccharomycetaceae. The transcript has a single exon.
AUGUCAGAACAUAAAGUGGAUGUGACAACGAUAUCAAAAAUGAUACCUCAGAUAUUUGAUCAGAUGAGAAGCCAGACUACAUCGACGAAUUUUGUGAGUACAACUGCAUCUUUAUCUACACAAUCGCUUCUCAAGGAGCAGGAAGAACUGGAUAAGAUAAUUCCUGUAAUACAAAAUCUAAAUGCGAAGAUCAAAGAGUGUAAAGAAGGGGAUAUGGAAAGGAUCAAAGAGACGUGCCGGGCAAUGAACAUUAUUUUGGAUAAGUUUAUCAAUAUACAGUCACAAGCAUCGUAUGUCAAUAAGCUAAUGCGCAAUGAGGAGUACUUGGAUUAUGUGGCGAGUGGUAAAUCGGAAGAAGAGUACCUGCUGGAAAAACAAAAGGAGUUGGAAGAGUUGGAUAAGAAGGUGAAGCAAGCAUCUGCGAUGCAUGCUCCUACAAUGCAGCCCCCAAGUUCAAGUAUACCCAGAGUGUCGGACUCUCGAAGGGUGAAUAAACCUGUGCUGAGAAAUGGCAGAAGCGGUUUGUUUUCUCAAAAUUCUAGACGUGGUGGUAGUGGGCCUAGUGCUACCACUGGUGGUAAUACUGUGAGACGUAAAGUAUCUCGUCCCUAA